Messenger RNA from Racocetra fulgida, 210 nucleotides. The record is from the annotation of a GenBank genome assembly. Lineage: Eukaryota; Fungi; Glomeromycota; Glomeromycetes; Diversisporales; Gigasporaceae.
UACCAGAACUUUUGAGAAUUAUUCUCACAAAUAAUUCUUUGGAUGAAGUUGUAUCAAAUGCCGAAAAAAAUAUCAGAUUAUCUGAUUUUCUAAUAAUAUUAAAAGGAAGAAUAUCGGAUAGUAGCAUAGAUAUUUUAGAUAAAUUUGAAACACAAGAUCUUUUUCAAUUUUAUAAAUUAAGAAAUAUUAUUGAUCAAGGUGAAUCUUUUG